This is a messenger RNA of Patella vulgata (common limpet), 4502 nucleotides long. Its product is annotated as probable serine/threonine-protein kinase MARK-C. Gene Ontology annotation, molecular function: protein tyrosine kinase activity; ATP binding; protein serine/threonine kinase activity. Lineage: Eukaryota; Metazoa; Mollusca; Gastropoda; Patellidae. The record is from RefSeq and is a predicted model, not a curated record. The transcript is spliced from 7 exons. Gene Ontology annotation, cellular component: cytoplasm. Gene Ontology annotation, biological process: protein phosphorylation; intracellular signal transduction. Bases 1067 to 3481 code for a protein of 804 amino acids.
AUGUAUUAAACUGUAUAGGCGAAAUCAACCGAAUAAGAAUUGUUCACGGUGAACGGCUAUACAGUAAAUAUCUAUGCCAAUUUAAAUCUAAAACUCGUUAAUAUAAUUAGUGGUCAAGAGGAAAAUUGUUUUUAUUCGUUACACAGUGACAGAUGAAAGUAAACUGUGGCAAACUUGAAAUAACCGUUAAUAGUUUGAAGUCAGGUGUAAAAUGUUGUACUCAUAAGUGAUUGCAAAGUGGGCUGUGGUUCCCUUACUGUGAUAUUGAUUCCAACAAUUUGAUAUAAAAAUAAAUACGUUAAUAGUCUGAAGUCUGUGGUCGAGAGAAAAUUGUUGUAACCACAAUAAUGUGGGUGAAAAAAGUGGGCUGCGGAUCCCUGUGAUAUUUAUCCAAAGUUGGAUAUAAAAACCGUUAAUAGUUAUAUUUCAGCAACCAAGAAAAGAAAUGUGAAUGAAAAAUAGGCCGUGGCUCGUUCGUUCGUUCCGGGGGUUUUACGCCCACUUCCACCUAAGGUGAUAUCGCAGACAAGAGGCCGUGGCUCGAUUCUUUAUGCCGAUUUGGAUGUCAAUUAAAACAUGUUAAUAUUCUGAAAUCAGUGGACAAGAAUGAAAUGUUUUACGCGCAAGGGAAUUAAAAGUAAACUGUGGCUCUCUUACUGUGAUAUUUAUGCCAACUAUAAAAUAUAAAAACCGUUAAUAGUCUUAAAUAAGUGGACAACAGUAAAAUUGCAUUUACUCAUAAGUAAAAUCUUUCCAGAAGUAAUAUUGGAUUUUUUUUAAAAAAAUCCUAAGUGAGCGAAAAUUAUGCCGUGUUUCUAUACAGCACUAUAAAAUACCCUUCAGAUAAAUACGUGAGGAGAAGAACAUAAAUAUAUUAGUAGUUGUUUUCCAUAUAGUUUAUUACUACAUGUAUAUGCACGUUACUAAAUGCCUCUAAAAUAUUAUAAAUAUUUUACUGGGAAGUAAAACGAUACUAUGAAUACAUUAGAUAAAAUAUCGCGUGUAAAAGUGAAUGCAAAAUCAGAUAUAGCCGAGGGAUAAAGACUGCACUGUGGAUAGAUUCGACAUGGCGGAUGAAAGUCAACAUACGUAUCGUCCAUUUUAUUACGAGAAAAAGAAGAAAGUGGGAAAUUAUAUUUUAGAAGAUCCUUUAGCCGAGGGAGCGUUUGGUCGUGUUCGAUAUGCUACUCAUAUUUUCACAAAUCAGAAGGUAGCAGUAAAGAUAUUAACUAAACGAACUUUAGUGAAAACUGAAAUAGCCAGACGAUCUUUACGAAGAGAAGGCCAUGUUUUACAAAGAUUGGACCACCCAAAUAUCAUCAAACUUUAUGAAGCUAUGGAAACCAGAAACUGUUAUUAUUUAGUUUUCGAACUCGCAGACGGAAGAUCAUUUCUAGAUUUUCUCAUCAAAAAACGAUGUUUGUUAGAAAAUGAGGCUAGAAUGUUUACACGUGAGAUUGUUUCAGCAGUUGAUCAUAUACAUGUAUCAGGUAUAAUACACAGAGAUUUAAGAUUGGAGAAUUUGUUGUUGGAUGCUAAUGGCCGGAUUAAAAUCACAGGAUUUGGAAUAGCCGUAUUAGAGAAUGAAAUGCCGUCUCCUAACAACCGAUGUGGAUCACCCGCCUAUGCCGCACCGGAAGUGUUUAGUAACCGGAAAUACGGUCCAGGAGUUGAUAUAUGGAGCGUUGGUGUGUGCCUUUUCGCCAUGUUGAUUGGCCACCUGCCGUUUCUUCCCGCCAGAAUUGCACGUAUCCCAGAAAUGCACAGUCUCGUGCUUAAAGGCGUCGUCGUACCCACAUUCUUGUCAAAAGAUUGUUAUGAUCUAAUAACCAGAAUGAUGAAACCGUUGCAAAGUGAACGAAUUACCAUGGCGGAAAUAUUACGUCAUAAAUGGUUGGUAAAGAGUCACGAGCAGCAUGUUCCACAACAACCACAGAUAUCUAAAUUGGCGCCAACAGUUAUAGAUUCUCGUCUGGUGAACUAUAUGUCGUACAUGCACGGCUAUAAACCAGCCGAUAUUUCACACUCUAUUCAUGAACGACAAGUCAACCAAAUCAGCGCCGCAUAUCUUUUAUAUAUUAAGAGCAUUCACAAUGGAUUUCAUAUCCCCGAAGUUUCAGAACUCUUGCUAUCGCGCCAUGAUACAUCGGAAGAGUUUUUGCAUUCUACCCAAACACAGAUUGUUUAUGAGUAUAUUGAAAACCUUUUGGCGGAAGCCGAGUCACCACGAAUUGAUGACGUGGUUUUAUCUCCAACGCACAGCCUACCACUGUUUAAAUCGUGUAUUACGUGCCUAGCACAGACGCGGUGUAAUGUUCAUGGGCCGGAUGAUGUCAAUCAUACACCGAUCGGACCUCGGAGGAAGCAUAGUAACCACCAUGAUCAAAAUAACAUCAGUGAGCAACAUCAUACUUUUGACCCAAUUCCAGAGUAUGUUAAGAAUUACCUGAUUAAUUCGGAAAUAGAAAACAUUAAUGAUUUAAAGGAAAUUCACCCAGAAAUGUUUCAGGGUGGUGAUAAUUUCAGACUUCCGGAAAUACAUAAGGAUGAACCCCAGAGUCAACAUAACGCCAGCGGUGGUCCUUCUAAUAAGUGCCACGCUGAAUCGAGUGUUACUCUUCCAGAAAUAAAGCAAGAUAGCUCAAAUCGUUCUACUGCUGCACAACCUCGGUCUAAUCAAUCUUAUUCGAGACGCAUCAAGACACGUUCAAACGCAAAUGAAGCUUAUCGUGUUACUGAUACAGUGGACGUUAAUUUUAGAGAUACUUUAAGUAGGCCUUCGCAUGAAAUUGGACGUGGCGAUAUAAUGGUAACGAACGAGCCGCGUGAGGAACGCAUAGAGAACAGUUCAGUCAAAAUACUAGUUAAUGACAACGAAGAAAUACUCAAAAGACAACAGGCAUCUGAAAUUCCAAUAUAUCUCAUGGCUAAACAGCUUGCACAGGAAAUCGUUACUGCUGCAUUAAAUGAAGUGUCGCGUGAUCUUGCUCAAGAGAAACACGAAAAAGACUCUUCAGGAAAAGAAACCGGUACUGAUGUUGCUAAAAAAGCCGAUGGUGUUGUACCAGAUGCAAAUCCUAUGCCUCUCUCAACAGCUCCAACCGAGGUUAUCCACUAUAAUUCCCCGGAGCUGACCCUUCGAUUUCCAACGGGUGACUUGAAACCCACAGAAGGACCACCAGAAGAACAGGAAUCCGGAAAUCGAGCUUCGGAUGAGACCAGUGAUGCACCAAAUGCUGAAGGGUUGCGCGACCCCUAUGCUGAAGAAAUUUGGAUAGCAAUGUAUCCUAGAACCAACAAAAUCAACGCACCUAUCAAUAUAUCACCACGUGUACCUAUAUCAUUUAACGCUCCUCUUUCUUAUAGAAAACCUUUAACUAGCAGAAGAACUUCACCAAAUAACACCUCCAUCGCCAUCUUGCGUAAAAUGGCGUGUAGUAACCUUGGUAACAACAGUAACAAUAGUAGUAAGUAUAGAUAGAUCUACCGGUAACAAUUAACAUUAUCCCGCAAGAUGAUUCCUUCAAAUUUGGGCCACUGAUGGUCUAUUUAGUAAGUAUAACGCCCGUAGGAUAACCUGUAUAACAGUAGCAUGUAUAUUAUUGUAUAACCAAUCGUUAAGAUAACAAAUGUCAACAAUAAUCUUAAUAUGUAACACUCUUAGCCGAAGGCUCACAUUUAGUCCGUAGGUUAACUCACAAAGCCGAUAAGAGACACCAAAAUAACAUUGGAUUCAUUCCACUAUACACUUUAUGACCACAGCUUGAACCGCAUUAAAAAGCACAAUUUUGUGUUUUAAGAAACGAUAUGAUGAUUAUAACACGGUUUGCUCUAAUACAAUCGAUGCUAUAGAGAUUGGAUAACCGGAUAUGACGACGGUAAAGAGGAUAUAGUUAUACGUAUAGAGAUUUAAAAUCGAGGACUAUUUUAGACAGGACAGGGCGAAUGCCCCACUGCUGAAAAAAUUGUUCCACUGAUUUGUCAAUUAAGAAAAAUUUUAAAUACUAUUAUAGAGAUAGAAAGAGGGAUAUUGCGGUAAACAUCAUACCUAUAACAACCAAGCACAUGGCACCCACGUCCCAAAAACUCCUCUAGUGUAUGCCGAAAUUUACAAAAUUUCUGGCACCCAGGGGGUGAUAACCUUUACGGGCCUUCUGCCCCCUCCCCUCCCUCCAACCACCUGAUUUUAGAUAAAGUAUCUAGGACAAUUUUCGUUCGUAUAAUCUUAAUAUAGUAGAAACUAAUUCUAAUAUAUCUAAUUUUUUAGUAGAUUUUGUAGCAAAACUUGAAAAGAAUAACAGAAUUAUCUCCCCAUAUGUGCCUAAAUCACCUGGUCAUGCCAAUGCCUCAACGCAGCCGACCUCAAGAUAUGAAGUUUGUACCGAAGAUGUUAUCAAAGUUACCAUUAAAUCAGCGAAAUCGCAUGAACUGGACUGACAAUAAAACAUUUAUUUGAGCUGUGAAAUGCUAACUGUGAUAUAAUAAAUAGCGAUUAUUUGUAA